UUUGCUCCUUUCCAUCGUCGCACCCACCUGCAGUCGCUCAUUACCCUUCGCCACACCCGCCACGGCCACCAUGAUACUGCGACUAUCCACCCUAGCCCUCGGGCUGCUGUCCGCGGCACCGCUUACCUGCGCCCUCUCUGCGGCCGACAUCCCCGCCGACAUUCCCGUAUCGCAGCUGAUCAAGGACGCCAGCGUGAAGCUCGCCAGCGGAGACACGCAGGACGCCCUCACCUACUUCGACGUGGCCAUUGCCCGCGACCCGCAAAACUACCUCACAUUCUUCAGGCGCGGCGCUGCCUACCUUUCGCUGGGCCGCGCGCAGCAGGCACAGCAUGAUUUCGACAAGGUGCUGGAGCUGAAGCCAGGCUUCGAGGGAGCGCUGGUGCAGAGAGCCAAGAUACGGGCACGCAAGGCCGACUGGGCUGCCGCGCGCAAGGACUACGAGGCCGCGGGCAAGACCGACGAGAUCGCACAGCUAGACGAAGCCGAGGGCGCUGCCAUGCUGGCGCAAGUGGCGGUGAACCAGGGCGACUGGGACGCAUGCAUACAACAUGCCGGCACCGCCAUCAUGGUCGCUGGAACCGCCUACGACAUCCGCAAGACCCGCGCCAGGUGUCGCUUUGAGAAGGGCGAGGUCGUCGAGGGCAUCAGCGACCUGCAGCACCUGCUCCAGAUCAACAAGGGCGACAUCGAGCCCCACCUCCAGAGCUCCGCCAUGGCCUUCUACUCCCUGGGCGAGACCGAGAAGGGCAUCAAGCACAUCGCGCAGUGUCUGCAGUCAGAUCCAGACUCAAAAGUUUGCAUGAAGCUGAGGAGACGCGAGAAGAACCUCGAGAAAACACUGAAGAAGGUCCGCUCAUAUUUUGAGAAGCGUCAAUUCGCAACUGCCUCCAAACUCCUCAUCGACAAAGGCGAUGGCAGCCCCGGCCUCCUCAAGGAGGUCAAGCAAGACUUCCAAGAAUACGUCGACGCCGGCUACAUCUACAAGAACUCGCCCCAAGGCCUGUACCAAGACCUCGUCGAGAUGACCUGCGAAGCCUACGUCGAAAUGGGCAACACCAAGAAAGGCACGCCCUACUGCCACGAAGCGCUCCAACUCAACCCAGACUCCCUCUACGGCCUCAUCCACAAGGGCCAAACCCAACUCGAAGCCGACGACUUCGAAGACGCCUCCUCGGCCUCACCCGCGACGCCGGGCGAGCGCGAAAUCAAGCGCGCCUACCGCAAAAUGAGCAAAAUGUACCACCCGGACAAGGCCUCGGCUAUCAACAUGACUCCCGAAGAGGCCCAGAAGAAAAUGGCUAAUAUCAAUGAGGCGUACGAGGUCCUUUCGGAUCCGGAGCUCAAGGAGAGGUUCGAUCGCGGAGAUGAUCCCAAUAGCACUGAGCAGCAGCAGGGUAAUCCGUUCCAGGGGAGUCCAUUUGGAGGACAGCAGUUUAUGUUCAGACAAGGUGGUGGAGGCGGGGGGUUCAAGUUUCAGCAGGGUGGAUUUCCCGGUGGGUUUGGUGGGUUUUAA
Parastagonospora nodorum SN15 is the source of this 1516-nucleotide messenger RNA. RefSeq lists its product as hypothetical. Gene Ontology annotation, biological process: protein folding in endoplasmic reticulum. Bases 71 to 1516 code for a protein of 481 amino acids. Lineage: Eukaryota; Fungi; Ascomycota; Dothideomycetes; Pleosporales; Phaeosphaeriaceae. The transcript has 2 exons. The record is from RefSeq and is a predicted model, not a curated record. Gene Ontology annotation, cellular component: endoplasmic reticulum. Gene Ontology annotation, molecular function: misfolded protein binding; protein-folding chaperone binding.